Opisthorchis viverrini is the source of this 273-nucleotide messenger RNA. RefSeq lists its product as hypothetical. The transcript has a single exon. Lineage: Eukaryota; Metazoa; Platyhelminthes; Trematoda; Opisthorchiida; Opisthorchiidae. The coding region runs from base 1 to 273 and encodes 90 amino acids. The record is from RefSeq and is a predicted model, not a curated record.
AUGCUGGGGACAGUUUGGUUGGCUAAACAGGACAAAAGUUCCGAUAAAGGCAAUGUGAAUGAAUGGCUUACAUUCUUUUUCAAUAAAUGCUUCCGAGAACGUGUUUUAGCCACCGGAUUUUUCCCGGAGUUUGACCCAUGUGUUUUGUGGCUUUUCAACGUGCCGGUAGCUACACGUGCUCGAAGUGACUUCCUCAAACCGGCGACUGGUGAUAAUGGCUUGGCAGUGCCUUCAGUAUGGUGGUCUGGCAUAGGUUCUUCUUCGCUAGAAUAG